AUGACUGCGCUGUUCAAGGACGACCGAAAAGCCGUUCACGCGCUUCAUGAUCCCCCACUCUCCAACCGAGACGCGUCAGGAACUGCUGGUACAUGGUCGCAGCAACCCACUCGAAUUCAGAAGCCUGCGAAUCCAAAGCCCAUCCGCACUACCAAUCCCUUGUCUGGGCGCCUGGGCGACAACCUGCACGGUCCGAAGGUACCGCAGCCCAGGAAGAGUGGCAACCCUGUAGCGACGACUACUUUUACCAAUUAUGCUUCCUCACACCCGCCUGCAAAGAAACCACGACUGAGCGGACCAGAUGGCCGCAAGAAAGCAACGCCUUCUACCCUAAACAUACGACACCGAAAGAGCACUUCUAGCGAUCCCACAAUCUUGGGUUCGGCUCAUGAAGGAGGCGAUGAACAUCGGUCCCAUUACUGGGGGGACACACCACAUACUAUAGAAGACGGAGCUGCGACGAAAGACUUGCGAGAGCGGCUGUCCGCUCGUCCGCCACUGGCCCCAGAAAAGAAUUCCAUGCAGCAGCCUGUUGAUCUAACCUACUCAGACGACGACGACAUAGAAGAGGCCUCGUCGUCGCCUGAUAAAUCCAAGGAUCAUUUUCACAAGGGAACGGUCCAAGCCAGGAUACAGCAAUUUGAGGGCAGGACACCCUUGCAACUGGAGACCCACAACUCACAGCCCAAACGAAAGAAAGUCGACCAAUCGUCUCCAAACACUCACCCGAUGCUGAACCUGGCCGAAGUACGCAGGCCUGCAGGCGUGAAAAACGCAAUGAAGCCCAAGAGCGGACGGACCAUCGAUAUUGCUCUGUCCAAAACUGCUCCUGUGAAGAUCCCUGCCCCUCCUCAGUACAAGCAGAGACCCUUCCUUCCUAUCACAUCUUGGUACAUGGGUGGCCAACUAUUCCAUGCGCCAUACCAUUUGAGCUGGGAGGGAACAAAAUUAACCUUCAAAUCAUCCGACCGACCUACGCCAUCCGCUGUAGGACACAGAGAAGACAUUGCUAUGUCCUCCGACGCGAGGACACUGCAGUACAUGGAACCCGACGACAACUCCGAGAAAAUCUUCGUCUUAGAGCUCUACCCGCCGCUGCAUAAUAGUCGCAAGCGCAUUGGUACCACGAUUCCCUCAGAAUUUUUUGUUCAAGGCGAUGGACGCAGCAAGGGUACAAUCACCGUCAAUCUGGGCAAGGCCCCGCGGGCAGAGUACGAAGCAUUCAUUGCAUGGAUAAAGCCUUUGGUUCAGGACAAAAGCGUUCUGCGCAGUGUCGCCGGUGAUAACGCCUGGAAGGCAGCAGUUAAUUCCGGAGAAGUUCUCAAGACGAAAAAGGCGAAGGGCGAAGCAUCGUCGCGCAGUGUCAAGUCCACUGCAACGUCAGUGCAGGAGGAAUCUGAUGACGAAUUGGCAAUAUGGGAUAACGACACUACGGCAGGGAAGCCCUCAAAACAUCCAGGACAAAAGCAGAAAUUAAGGCAACACCCUUCUAUCAUCGAUCUGGACCCCGACUCUGCUCCACGGACGAGUCGCUCCACUGCUACUCGGAGUCGUAGCCAAUCUGAAGCUCUCUCAGAACCACGUCCGCAACGAAGAUCCACAAGACAGUCUGAGUCUAACGCACAGUCGGCACCCGACCCCAAUACAGACGAAGUCAUUCUUGUUUAUCCUCCCGGUCAAACUGGAGCUGUUAACAUCACAAAUGGCGACAUGGAACGUCUUCGACCCAACGAAUUCCUCAAUGACACUCUCAUCGAGUUCGGUCUAAAACUCUGGUUGCACCAACUUGAAAAAGAGAAUGCAGAAUUAGCACAGCAGAUUCACGUUUUCAGCUCUUUUUUCUACAAGAAAUUGAACAAGCGAAACUUUCAAGAAAGUUACGCCAGUGUUGCCAAAUGGACCUCCAAGUUCGAUCUCUUCGACAAGAAAUACAUCAUUGUUCCCAUCAAUGAAAACCUUCAUUGGUAUCUUGCCAUUAUUUAUCAUCCAGAACAUGUGUUAAAGCCAGAACUGCCACCUCCACCGUCCACUAAAGCAUCACCUUCGACCCGUAGCAGAACACGCAACCAAACUGAAAAGUCGCCUGAGGCAGAUGCUCCAGUUCCUUCAAGUCCACGGCCACCAGAUUCAAAAGCGACGACACUGUCUGGGAAGUCUUCGCCGACAGAAAAUAGGCCUUGCACACCUAUUUCUCCCAGUAGUAAUCAGACCGAAGCGGAAAUUGCGGCAAAUCUAACGACUUGCUCGAUUGAGGAUGACGCUGAAAUGGACCCAUCAGACGCAGCUGACACCAUGUCUGAGCCAAACUCGUUGUUUGAUAGCCCAGAAGAGCCUAUGGAGGUGGAUGGAAUUCCUUCCGUAGUGAUGGAAGUGGACGACCUCGACACCUCGAUCGACCCCAUCAACAUGGCCGCAGCAGACCCGACUCCUGCGCCGCCAACUAACAUUCCUAAACCUUCCGCUUCUCAAUUCUAUUCCUCCAAAGGCAAGCGGAAAGCGACAUCUCCACCGCCACCGACAUCUCCGCGUGUUGAGGUCCGGUUGAACUCGCCAGUUGAUGAUGAGGCUCCAGAUGACGAACCAGAAGUUGUCGUUGGAGAUCAACCUCGUACCUAUAUCUUUACUUUGGACUCACUGGGAACGAAGCAUCCAAGAGUGGGAAAUAUCCUGGGCAGUUAUCUACGACAAGAGGCGUUGGUGAAGAAGAAUAUACCAGAGGAAGGCUCGAGCAAAGCGGCAUACAAACAUGCACUGGUCCCCCACCAACCCAACUUUUGUGAUUGUGGACUCUACCUUAUUCACCUUGCCCAGACUUUCUUUUCCGACCCUGACAAAUAUGCCAACCUAAUGCUCACUAGGAAGGGUUCGUAUGCUGCGGCGGACCGACACGCCGACUGGAAAAUGGAAGGGACCAAAGACAUGCGUGAAAGCUUGAAGUCGAAGAUUGAGGAACUCUCGGUGGAAUGGAAGAGAGAACGCGCGGCCAAGGAGUUGGAGAAGAAGCAACAGGACGCGGAAGUCGUUGCUGAUUCUUCUGACGACGACAUCGACAUUGUGGAAACGGUGCCGGCGAUGAAAUCGAAGCAGAAAUCACCAAGGAAGAAACUGGAUCGUAUGCGGGGCUGA
This is a messenger RNA of Mycena indigotica, 3126 nucleotides long. RefSeq names its product ULP-PROTEASE domain-containing protein. Lineage: Eukaryota; Fungi; Basidiomycota; Agaricomycetes; Agaricales; Mycenaceae. Bases 1 to 3126 code for a protein of 1041 amino acids. The record is from RefSeq and is a predicted model, not a curated record. Gene Ontology annotation, molecular function: SUMO-specific endopeptidase activity. Gene Ontology annotation, biological process: protein desumoylation. The transcript is spliced from 15 exons. Gene Ontology annotation, cellular component: cytoplasm; nucleus.